UGGGGAUUACUUGAGGUUUGUUGGUGGCGAUUGGAGGCAGCAGUCGUGGUGAUUGGUGGCGAUUGGAGGCAGCAGUCGUGGUGGCUGCUCUGCUUGUUGUUGGCGUGGCGAAGAUGAUGGGAGUUGUUGUGGUGGUUGGCGAGGCGAUUCAUGGGAUGAUGAUUGAUGGUGCUUGGAGGUGGUGCUGAUUGUGGCGGCGGUGGUGAUAGUGAGGGAGUAAGGACGUGGAGUUGUGAGGGAGAUGCGGGGGUGGUUCGGUGCUGCUGUUGUUGGUUGGGUGGUGAUGGCAGGGGAGUGAAGAAAACAGGGGAGAGGUGGUGGUGCAGGGUGGUGGGUGAAUUUUUUUUGAAAGAUUUAAUUAAAAUUAUUUUAUUAAAAAAUUAAAAGUUAAUUAAAUAAUUCCAUUAGAUGUCUCCAUUGAAGCCUGGUUGUGACUUGUGAACUCCAUUGAAGUAGAUUGAAGCAUACUCCGUUUAUUUUAUGUACUAUCUGUUUAAAGGCAAAAAACUAAAUUGACAUUUUAGCCCUUCUUUUAUCUAUGGAAUUGACAAAAAUACUCUUUACAAGUUUCUCUCGGGGAGAAACUUGUAUUUUUCCUUUAUAUAUUAGACCUUGAAUAACUGUGACGGGUCAUAGAAUUGCUCUCUCUUAGAUUAAUGAGAUAACCAUUGAAGCGCACUCAACGUUCUCCCAUUGAAGCGCACUCAACGUUCUCCAUUGAAGCGCAGUUGGCGUUCUCCGUUGAAUCUAGUUCUUGACCCCCCAUUGAAGCAGCUUCUGAGGUAAACUUUAUUGCACAUUUAGAUUUGAUUGGGGAUUAUUGAGGGGGCUUUGGCAGUGGUAUCAAUGAGCUCUAGAUCCAAAAAAUUUCGUCGUUGAGUAGGUGAUGACAAUGAAGAUAAUGAAUCUAGCGGUAAUGGGUAUCCAUCUAAAACUCCCACGAAGCCGUCUUUGAACAAAGCUGCAGCUUCUAAUGAUAAACCAAAGAAAAGCCACCAAAAGCUUCUUAGUUUUGCUGAAGAUGAAGAAAAUGAGACCCCAUUUUCUCGUCCACAAAAAUCUUCCUCAUCCCGUCCUUCCAAGUCCAGUUCCUCUCAUCGUAUUACGUCUGUCAAGGAUCGUUGUGGGUCUUCCUCGACUUCACUUCCCUCCAACGUUCAACCUCAAGCUGGCCAAUAUACAAAAGAAGCCCUCCUUGAGCUUCAAAAGAAUACCAAAACCCUUGCUAGCUCUAGGCCGAGACCGGCAGCAUCAGACACGAAACCUAGUUCUUCCUCAGAGCCUGUAAUUGUUCUCAAGGGUCUUGUCAAACCAGUUCUAGAAACUGGGAGUGCUGGUGAUGAGUUCAAUGAAGACAAACCUUCAAGAAAAGAAGAGAAUGCUUCUCUGACGAGGGAGAAGGAUAUGGAUCUUCUAGAUCAAGCAACAAUUAAUGCUAUACGGGCAAAGAGGGAGAAACUUCGUCAAUCACGGGCUGCAGCACCAGAUUAUAUAUCAUUGGAUUCUGGAAGCAAUCAUGGAGCUGCUGAGGGGUUAAGUGAUGAGGAACCAGAAUUCCAAACUCGAAUUGUAAUGUUUGGUGAGAAGAUAGAUGGUCCCAGAAAGGGUGUAUUUGAGGAUGUAGAUGAAAGACCAGUGCGUGCUGGGCAGAGUAGUCUGGAAGAUGAUGACGAUGUCGAGGAAGAGAGAAAAUGGGAAGAGGAGCAGUUUAGGAAAGGUCUAGGCAAGAGAAUGGAAGGACCUACCGAAGUUAGCAGAAAUGCAUCAUCUAUUCAACCUCAAAGUUACAUGUACGCAUCACCAAUUUCUCAUUCAUCUGUUCCCAGUAUUCCUGCUGGGCCACCUAGCAUUGGAGGGGCUAUUGGUGGUGUACAGGGUGCUGGGACAAUGUCCAUAUCUCAGCAGGCUAAAAUUGCCAAACAAGCUUUUCAAGAUAACUUGAAGAGACUUAAGGAAACACAUGCAAAAACCAUGACUUCACUGGCUCGUGUUGAUGAAAGUUUAUCUGCAUCACUGACGAAUAUCACUGUGCUUGAGAAGUCAUCAUCUGAUGCUGGAGAGCAAUAUAUAUUUGUGCAAAGACUUCGGGAAAAGGCUACACAUACAAAGCUAGUAUGUGAAGGCCCACAUACAACAUGUGCUGGCAGCCUCUCAUUGGCUUACAAAUUGGGGCCCACUUUCAACAAAAACCAAAAUUUCAGCCAAAACUGGUGUCUGGCCCGCGCAAUGCUCGGGAUAAUUUCUUUUACAUUUGUAAUUGAGUAGAUAGGUUUAUUCAUUAUUAUUUAUUUAUUCAUUAUUUGUUUAUAAUUUAUAAUAGUUUCUCAUUGAAAAAAUUAUUUAUGAAACAACUUUUGAGUGUUGACUAAUUAUAUAAACAUGUUCUUGUAAGAAAAUUAUAUAGACAUAUCCUUUGUAUAAAAUUUAUAGUAUAAUGAAAAU
This is a messenger RNA of Chenopodium quinoa (quinoa), 2442 nucleotides long. RefSeq names its product transcriptional repressor ILP1-like. The record is from RefSeq and is a predicted model, not a curated record. The transcript is spliced from 3 exons. Bases 1405 to 2265 code for a protein of 286 amino acids. Lineage: Eukaryota; Viridiplantae; Streptophyta; Magnoliopsida; Caryophyllales; Amaranthaceae. Gene Ontology annotation, cellular component: nucleus. Gene Ontology annotation, biological process: mRNA splicing, via spliceosome. Gene Ontology annotation, molecular function: DNA binding.